UGCAGGAAAGGAUGGCUUCAUCGACCUGAUGGAGCUGAAGCUGAUGAUGGAGAAGCUGGGGGCACCGCAGACACACCUGGGCCUGAAGAACAUGAUCAAGGAAGUGGAUGAAGACCUGGACAGCAAGCUCAGCUUUCGGGAGUUCCUGCUGAUUUUCCGCAAGGCAGCAGCAGGGGAGCUGCAGGAGGACAGCGGGUUGCACGCCCUGGCCCGGCUCUCCGAGAUUGACGUCUCCACAGAGGGGGUGAAAGGCGCCAAGAACUUCUUUGAGGCCAAGGUGCAAGCCAUCCAUGAUGCCAGCCGCUUUGAGGAGGAGAUCAAGGCGGAGCAGGAGGAGAAGAAGAAGCAGGCGGAGGAGCUGAAGCAGAGGAAGGCGGCGUUCAAGGAGCUGCAGUCCACUUUCAAGCAGUGACAGGGGCCGGGCAGGACUGGUCUGUGGUGCCCGGGCCGGCAGUGCUGUGUGUGCCACGUGCCGACCGUGCCGGGAGCGAUACCCAAGCUGCACGUCACCUGUGACUCCCCAAAGGCUGGGCCACUGCUGGGCUCCUGGUCCAGGCUUGGCCCGGGUGGCCCUGACCCCCCUCCCCUUACUGUGGUGUCUGUAGGUGUUCUUCGUGCCCCCCCGCCAAGCCACAGGCAGCAGCACCCUGUCCCCUGCCUGCAGCCGUGGCUGCUGCUGCCGAGGCCCAGGGCAGCCGUGCCCGACGAGCCUGUCCCCGUGCUGUCGUGUGUUGUGCGUGAGCUGUGAGGUCUGCAGGGUGGCAACUUGCCCAGGCGGGUGUCUCAGUGGCCACGCCAGCUCGGUGCCCAUCUGCAUGGCUGCCGGGCGUGCUGCGGGCGAGCGUGGCGAGGGCUGGGUGCCAGCGGAGGGGCUGCGUGUGUGUAUGUGUGUGUGUGUGUGUGUGUGUGCGCCUGGGGUCUGUGCAGUGCUCGGGGGGUGGGAGCCCAUCCCACUGGUGUGCAGCCCCCGAGGGGCUGAGCAGCGCUGCACCCGCUUGCCUGUAUCUCUAUUUUGGUAAAAAAAAAAUAACGUACAGAAAGGCAGCUGCUGGCUCGCGAAGCUGCGUUAUGUUUUUUCAUGUUGUGUUCAGCCCAGGAGGGUGAGUGUUGUAGCCUUGAGUGGUUCUCGUUGGUCAGUUGAGGCUCCCGUGUUUGUGGGUGCUGUAAAGACGCGUGUCUGUCCCGCAGUGUCCCCCGCGCAGCGGUACCGGCGGGGUCUGUUUUGUUUUUUUAUUUUAAUCCCAAAUAAAUAUUAUAUUUCGUAA
Molecule: messenger RNA, 1265 nt
Organism: Athene cunicularia (burrowing owl)
Lineage: Eukaryota; Metazoa; Chordata; Aves; Strigiformes; Strigidae
Gene: EFHD2
Product: EF-hand domain family member D2
Exons: 3
Coding region: 29-412 (127 amino acids)
Molecular function (GO): calcium ion binding
Source: RefSeq, a predicted model, not a curated record